Molecule: messenger RNA, 2985 nt
Organism: Erpetoichthys calabaricus (reedfish)
Lineage: Eukaryota; Metazoa; Chordata; Cladistia; Polypteriformes; Polypteridae
Product: NACHT, LRR and PYD domains-containing protein 3-like
Exons: 9
Coding region: 291-2792 (833 amino acids)
Molecular function (GO): protein binding
Source: RefSeq, a predicted model, not a curated record
UGCUUGGAAAGCUCGACGCAAUGUUGACGCGUUAGUAUCGAGCAGCCUCUCACUAGUUUGUCGUGUCCGCCGGUGAGAGAAGUUAACUAAAGCAGCAAGAGAUGGGUGCUACUCUGUGAGCUGUUUGUGCCCACUGUCCUUGGCAUCUAACUCCCUGAUGUUGGCAUCCAACUGCUGAUCAGAUGAGCAAAAGAGGAAAAUAUACAAAUUGAAGCAACCACUAUCAAGGAUUGGAUGACUUGAACAAGGCUCAUGCCACCCUGUAGUUGACGCUCCUCAAAGGGGUCAAAAUGACACACAGAAGAACUCCGUCUGAAUCCACAAAGACUUCUCCUGGAGGUCCCAGCACCAAAGAUACUGGCUCUGAGGCUUCUGUCACAGAGGUGUUGGUCAUUAAGCCAUCCAGAAGAGCCCAUGUUAAGCCUCAGCCUGAAAAUGCAAAGACUGGGGGGACUCGCGCAGAACUGGUGGAGGAGGGGGAAAGAGCGAAUUGUGAACGAAUCUGGACUGAAGAUCUGUUCCGGUGGGCUCCUGGAAUUGAGAGCCGUCCCUACAUUGUGGUAGUAAGUGGUGUGGCUGGAAUUGGAAAGUCGACCAUGGUACAAAAGGUCAUAUUUGACUGGGCCAAAGGCACACAGUACCGGAGGUUUACAUUUGUGUUCCUGUUUAAAUUCAGGGAGCUCAACCUGAUAGAGGAGAAGGAGCCAAAAAUGUCAAUGACCAAGUUGAUCUUGAGACAUUAUAAACAUCUUAAUGAUGAGAAGCAGACGAUUCGAGAAGUCCUACAGAGUCCCGAAUAUCUCCUUUUUAUACUUGAUGGGCUGGAUCAGUACAAACACAAGCUGGACUUUACACGGAAGAAACUCUGCUCAAAUCCAGAUGACUCUUAUCCAAUUCAUAUGCUAAUCACAAGUCUGAUCAAUCGGACGUUGCUCAAUGGCUGUUCAAUUCUGAUCACAAGCAGGCCAACGGCCCUGGAGCCCUUGGAGAUGGCUAAAGUGGAUCGGUAUACAGAGGUCCUGGGCUUUUCCCCUCAGCAAAGGCUGACCUACUUCAAGAAGUUCUUUGGUGAUGCAAAUCUGGGCGCCGAAGCUUUCCAGUACGUGGAGGAGAGUGCCACCCUGUACACCAUGAGCUUUAACCCCUCAUACUGUUGGAUUAUCUGCAGUGUACUGAGGAACUACUUCACUUCGGCUGAAAAAGACAGAGGAGCAGCCCCCAGGACGGUCACUGAGCUCUUUGUGAUGUUUCUUUACAGCAUCCUUACCCAUAACAAGACCGAAUCUGAGGACCUGCGGGAAAUUUUGAUGAAUCUUGGAAAGAUGGCAUAUUCUGGGGUGGACAAAGGGGUUCUUGUGUUUUCUGAAAAGCAGGAAAUCAUUAACUUUGGUCUCCAGCCAGUCCUAUCCACCCCAUCCCCUUCUGGAUUUCUUAAAAUGAUCUUGCAGAAAGAAAGCACUUUGGAGAACACAACAUACACAUUCAUCCACCUCAACAUGCAAGACUUCAUGGCCGCCUGCUACUUCUUCCUUGAUCCAUCAGGGAACAUUGAAGAGUUGCUUGGCAAGCUGAAUUCCUGUAAAGAUGACCGAUUUGAGAUUCUCAUUCGAUUCCUAGUUGGACUGUCUAGGACUUCAGUAACGCAGACUCUGGAGGGAAUCUUGGGAGAUUUUGAGAGGAAGCCAGGUGUGCGUAUCAUGGAGUGGGUGAAACAAAAAGCUGAGCGGGCUCUGCGGGGCAGAGAUAAAAGUGAAUCUCUGCGGGUGUGUCAGUGGCUCUAUGAGACGCGAAACAAGAAAUUAAUCAGAGAUGCCAUUGGUAAGGAUCUAAAGAUGAACUUUAGUAACACAACCUUAUCAUCUCUGGACUGUGCUGUGCUGGGCUCUGUCAUCAACUACUGCGGAGAACUUGAGGAUCUCAAUCUGUCACACACGAGUCUCACCCGGGAGUGCAUCCGGAGGCUGGCGCCAGGCCUCAGCUGCUGUCGACGUGUUGAACUGGACUCCUGUGAACUCACGUCUGCAUGCUGUGAAUCUCUCUCCACGUCUCUGUCUGCUGAGCACUCACACCUGACUGUGCUGCGGCUGGAAGGCAAUAAACUGGAGGAUUCAGGAGUGCGUCUGCUGUGUGAGGGGCUGAGGAGCCCACACUGUAAACUGGAGACGCUAAGGCUGCAGUCGUGUGGUCUUACAUCUCGAUGCUGUGCGGCUCUCUCCUCAGUGAUCCGCACCGAACACUCGCUCCUAUCAGAACUGUGGCUGGGAGAGAAUAUCCUGCAGGAUACUGGAGUUCGUCUGUUGUUUGAGGGGCUGAAAAACCCCAACUGUAAAUUAAAAACACUGAGGCUCGAGUCUUGUGGCCUCACUUCUGAAUGCUGUGCUGUUCUCUGCUCGGCUCUCUGCUUGGAACACUCGUGUCUGACUGAGCUUUGGCUCAGGGGUAAUGACCUGGAAGAUUCAGGCAUCCAUCUGCUCUGCGAGGGCCUGAGAAACCCAAACUGCAAAUUGGAGAGGCUGAGGCUCUGGAAGUGUGGUCUUACGUCAGGAUCAUGUGAGGCCCUCUCCUCGGCACUCUGCAGUGAAUACUCGCGUCUCACUGAGCUGUGGCUGGAUGGCAAUAAACUGGACGACUCGGGCAUGCAUGUGCUGGGCGAAGGGCUGAGGAACCCAAACUGCAAAUUAGAGGAACUCCGGCUGAGUGCUAACAGGAUCAGCGAGAACGAGAAGAAGAACCUGAAAUUACUGGAGGUGCAGCUGACCGGCUGUGGACGGCGGAUGAAAAUCACCACGUGAGGAGACUGACCGGUGAAGAUGCUGCUCAUGGAGUGGACGUCAUGCUUGUCUUUGCACUCAUUUCUACUUUUUUUUGUACUUUUAAAAGUCAAGAGACUCAGUUAAACUGCAAAGCAGAUCCUUUUAUCACAAACUGUGUAUCACAAGCCCUAAGUACUCCAUUCUUAAUAAAGGAGGAUGUGCCCUAUUUGUA